CCUGUUCAUUCGUCCGAGUCCCAGUGCCCAGUGAUUUUGGGAGUGAAGUGUGUAGGAAGAACUCCACCUGGAUUAGUCAAACUCUAUCCGAAGGGAUUUAAAUUUAAGUUAUAUACACAUAUAAUAGUUAACAUAACAGCCACCAUGUUGCGGUGGAUGUCAGACGACAGUAAGCGUAAAAAGGAACCAGAAGUGUUCGACAAUGUUGUUGAGGGACUCAAGAAAAUUUAUAGAAACAAGCUACUCCCACUGGAGGAGACAUAUAAAUUUCACGAUUUUCACUCACCACCUUUAGAUGACCCAGAUUUCGAUGCCAAACCAAUGAUUCUUUUAAUCGGUCAAUAUUCUACCGGUAAAACAACAUUUAUUCGAUAUCUUCUGGAACAAGAUUUUCCUGGGAUCCGAAUUGGUCCAGAGCCUACUACCGACAGAUUUAUAGCUGUAAUGACGGCUGAACAAGAAGGUGUAAUACCUGGAAAUGCUCUUGUGGUUGACCCUAAAAAACAAUUUAGACCCUUAACGAAGUUCGGAAAUGCUUUUUUGAACAGAUUCCAGUGCUCACAUAUGAAAAAUCCUGUUUUAGACAGUAUUACAAUUGUGGAUACACCUGGUAUUUUGUCAGGAGAAAAGCAAAGAGUUGACAGAGGCUAUGAUUUUGCUGGAGUUCUAGAAUGGUUUGCGGAGAGAGUUGACAGAAUAAUUUUAUUAUUCGAUGCACACAAGUUGGACAUUUCAGAUGAGUUCAGAAGAGCCAUUGAGGCCAUAAAGGGGCAUGAUGAUAAAAUCCGUAUAGUUCUAAACAAAGCUGAUAUGGUUGAUCAUCAGCAGCUAAUGAGAGUUUAUGGUGCUCUUAUGUGGUCUCUUGGAAAAGUUUUAAAUACACCAGAAGUUGCAAGAGUAUAUAUUGGGUCAUUUUGGGAUCAACCGUUACAAUUUGACAUGAAUAGACGCCUCUUUGAAUUAGAGGAGCAGGAUUUAUUUAGAGAUCUACAGCUGUUGCCAAGAAAUGCUGCUCUAAGAAAGCUGAAUGAUCUUAUUAAAAGAGCAAGAUUGGCAAAGGUGAUUAAUAAUGUUACUUAAAAAAUCAUCAGCAUUCUGCAAAUUAGUUUCUGUUUAACUUAACAAGAUCCUUUUCACAAUAAUGCACUAGUUUCAUAGAUGUAAUAGUUCAAUUUCUUUUGCUUUGUGACACUUGCUUACUGUGGGAAAUUAACUGUUAACUAUGUUAUAAUGCCAUACUGUUAAUACCCCUUUCCACAACCAAGAGUUAGCAGAUUUGAAAUUGUCCUGGGCUGUACUCAGACAUGGACUAGGAAUAACCCAGUAGACUGUAAAAUAAGUUUUUAAUAAACUCUCCAGUUCAGCAAGCCAGGUUAAAUUGGGGUAAAAAAACAACAGUUCAAUCUAAAAAAUUUGGAGAAAGCAGGCAACUUGGAAUUCACUAGAAAUCUGGUGUUUACACUUUCUCAACACACACAUGACAUAAUAAUACAGGUAAUUUAAAAAGUGGCCAGUGUCAUACUAAAAUUAAGGGAAAUAGACCAUAAGUUCAAAAGAACAAGGCAGAGUUCAGAGUAACAUUAUUUGUUUUACUUGUUCUGCAUUGUUAUUGUUCUUCAACCGGGUGAAUAUCAUUGAUAAUACAUAUUUUUCUUAGAUAAAGUAUUGUAUUUUAGUUAUAUGAUCUGGACUUCAAAUUUAAGUCAUCAGAUUUUCUCCCCAUCUUUUAAAUUCUUUAAAUUUACAAUUUAUUUCAAUACAUUUAAAACGUUUUUUUUUGGUAGUAAAUCACUAACAAUGAAGUUAUAAACUAUAUACAAAUACAGGGUCUCAGCAAAAUGCACUUACACUAAUCAUUGACUAAUGAUUUAUUCAAAUGAUGGAAUUUUCAUUUACUAUUCAUGCAUAUUCCUAUCAACAAGGCUUUUUAAUUUUUUAAUAAGUUUUUGAGGCAGUGAUCUAAAAAUUACUUUUGAGAUUAGUUCUAUUUCAUUUAUUUAAUGGUUCAAAAGAAUCAUUUUUUAAAUAUAUUUUAGUUUUGACAAAUUUAAUAGUCCCUAUCUAGACUUUCAGUAAAAGUGGAGCAACUUUUUAUUGACAGCAUUAUUGAUUUCAACCUUCCCCACCCCUGUGUAGUUAACACAAUUAUGUUAAAGUGGUUUCUUUCAUGUGCUCUUCUGACUAUAUAGAAAUUAUAGGCUUAAAUUAAUACCCUGCUAACAAAUCAGACAGCUGUAAUACUAUGAACUUUCAAUGCUUAAAAAUUACAACUCCACUGGCAUUUAUAUGGGUUGCCUGUGCCAAAUGUCUUGUGCUGGUGACUCAUGAUUCGUAUUACUUUGUUAACCCAAAAGUUAUUUGAAGUACUUAUAAUUUCACCUGUUUAAGUAACAAACAUCUAAUAAUUGAAUUGUGUCUAGUAUUUAUAGACAAUAAUUUAAAUACAAAUUUAGAGCUAAAAAUGUUAAUAUUACUUAUUCCCCUGAUCAUUUUUUCAUAAAAUCAAUACAAUUCCUGAUUAAAAAGUCAAAAUUUAAAUAAAUAUGUUUUUGAAUGCAUAAAUUAAUAUAUAACAGUGCUUCAUAAUUUUACAUCUUGAUGAACAUAGGUAGACAAUUUAAUUAUUUAUAAUGAAAUGUAUUAUAUUUGUUAUAAAAAGAGUUAUAAGUUUACAAUAACUCAAAAAGUAAUUUUCAAUGAAAGUAAAAUUACAAACAGCUGUAUGUGAGAAUGACUCAGACACCUGGGGUUGCACAUGCUUAUGCUGCCUGCAUCUGUUACCACUAGGUGGGAUUUAGCUCAGAGCUGAAACUAGGUGAGGUUUAAUAUACUAGAAGUUAAAAAUGCUAUAAAGAAAUAUUAACAUUUAAGAUUUUAGUUCCCAUUGUUGUUUCUUUCACCCACUGACCCAUAUAAAAAAAACAAAAACAUCCAGCCAGACUGUUUGUGAUAGGAAUAGAAAUAAAAUAAUGCAGGUACAUCUGUAAGCUAUGUCUGAAGUAGUGACAAUAAUGCAUUUUGUUUUGAAUCAUAAUAUCAGUCACCUGAUUGUGUAAUUGUAAAUAUUCAAUAAUUUUGGUGUUCUAUGUAAAAAAUGAGUAAAACAUUUUACAAAGCUUGGAGUGAGGAUUAAGAUACUCUUUGGAUAGAGGCGGUUUAAAUUUUGUAUUUUAAAUAUCAAUUUUAACAUUUGGUUCAGUUUACUGUCUGAUUCUUGUAAAGUUUUGUGAUUAUUUCUUUUGAAUACAAACAAGAAAUUUAAAAUAUUGUUCAAACAUGACUCUCCCGAAUGCUGCAGCGUUGUAUAACAGACCAGAAUUAGGGCACUUCUUUUUGUAUUCUUAAAAUUGCCUGGUAGGGUGAGAAGCAGAAAUGUGUAUGUGGACAAUAUACACUGUUGGCUUAAGAACUUGAUAUGCAUGACAUAUAUCAGAUGAACAGCAUCCUAUGUGUAACCUGUCACUACUUACAUUUGUCUCUGUUAACUGAUACCUAAGUUUAGUGGUAUACUAGUCCAAAUGCAAGAUGUGAACAAAUACUCUUUAUUUUAUUUUCAUUAUUGAUUUAGUGAAAACUUAUUCUACAUAUUGUUUUGUGUUAUGUAUUAUGUUUUUCUUUUAUAUUUUAGUCCAUGUAUUAUAGCCAUAAAGGUGGCACAAUUUAAACAAUAAUCAUAAUAUAGUAAUUUACGAGCUCUUUAAUAAACAUUUUCACAAUCUCCAGUUUUGUUUUAUGAUUAUCCCUAGUCACAAUAAAUUAAACAUUUAUAAAUGAAAUCUUUUUUUCCUCUCCUUUUUUCAUGAAUUUAUGAACUUUACUUAUAAUCAUAAUGAUAAAACAUACUAAUUAAUCUUGUUUUUAUUUCGUUGUCAUUUCAUUAGCUUGUAAUGCUUUUUCUCCAGGUGCAUGCCUACAUUAUAGCCCAACUAAAGAAAGAUAUGCCCUCUAUGUUUGGGAAAGACUCCAAGAAGAAAGAACUGAUAGCUCGUUUACCUGAUAUCUUUGCCCAGUUGCAGCGUGAGCAUCAGAUUUCCCCCGGUGACUUCCCCAACUGCAAGAGAAUGCAAGAGCAGUUGCAGCACCAAGAUUUCACCAAAUUUCAUCAGGUACUUUUUAGUGAUUUAAAAAAUAUUUGUACAAUAUGUUAUUAAAUUAAAAAAGAAUGUUAAAAGAAAAUUAAAAAUUGUCAUUAUUCAAGAUAUAUUUGGGGUGGCUAUUUGAUUACAUUAUACUACUUAAAAGAUAGCAUGGUAUCAAUUAGAGAUGAGAAUCGAACCGAAGUCAAACCCAGCUAACCACACCAAAACGGAACCUGAAACUUUAAUGACACUGAUUAUGAACCUGGUGUAAAAUGAUUACAACUGACCAUGUUUUGUGAAUGUGGCACAUCACCACUUAAUGACAGAAAUGCUUAUAUUUUAAGUAUACCAGUGACCCAUAGCAAAGUGUUUUUUGUUUGUUUGUUAAACCACAAUGUUUUUAUCACAAAACAUACACCCCAUUUGGCAACAAAGGCUUGAUUUGUAUUAAGGCAAUGUAAUUAAACAAAAAAAUUAUGUAGCAGACUCUUUUUCAUCUAGUGUCGGCAGUGUAUGAUUCAAAAACAAAGAAUUAGAUAAGUCAAUUUUAUUUAUCUAUCAGUCCAACAAUUGACUAUGCCUAGAUGAUGUGAGAUGUGCCUGAGAAUUCUACAAAAUAAACAAGAAACACAGAGGUGCUGCAACAGAUCAAAAUUUAUGAAAGAUGAUAGAAUGCAUUCAAUGCAUUGGUUGUUUUAGCCUGCGCCCUUGUUUUAAAAAGCCAAAACCUGUUUAAAACCAUAUUUCUGAAACCGAUAAAAGUUACAUCCCUAAUUAUUACCGAACCCAAACUUAAAUCUGCUACGCAAUGAAACCGAACUGCUACAAGACGGUUCGAUUCCCAUCUCUAGUAUCAAUAUGUAUUUAAAUGAAAGUACCUGGUAAUAAAAUUACUGAUGUUCUGAUUAGGUUCUCCUGCAAAUGAAAUUUAGGGGACAAUGUAACUCUGUAGCUUUAUAAAACAUUUUUGUAUGAAUUUUAAAAUUUUACCCCUUUUAUAAAAGGAGAAAGCUCUUUAAAUUUCUUCAGUUAUUUGAUAAUGGGGGAGAAUUUAUAUGUGGCUGGGUAAUAUCUAAAGGAAUAAGGAACACAUGCUAUUAAUGUCACAGCUGUUGGUGACCCCAGGCAUGUACACUCGUUAUUAAUUUAAAAUAGCACAACGAUGUGCAUGGGGCAAUAAUAAUAACCUCCUGUUAGGUCAUGCAUGCAUGGCUAGAGACCACGCCUGACCAACAUUUGUCCAGUGACCAACGGGUGACACUGGCAUCAUGGUUUCUAAGUGUGUACUAUGUAAGGCAAGUUCGAUAUAACCCACUCAUUUUGAAUUGAUAGAGACAACUGGUAGCAAGCAGCAUUAGUUCUUAGUCAGCUCACCAGCCUUUAUGACUGCUUCAUAUUGUCCUUUUUCUUUCACUUUCUCUGCUUUUACCAUACUCUUUAAACUUAAAUCAAUAAAAAGCUAUGAUUGUCAGGCCCUGAAUUUGAGUUUUUAAGUAAAUAUAUAUAUAUAUAUACUGUCCGUCACUCACCACUCGGCUACAUAUAAUUUUCACUUUUAAAAUUUAUUUAUUUAUGCUUUAAAUUUAUUGAAACAUAAUUUAUUUUACCUGAUCGGGCAUAUCAAUGAUGCAAUUUUGAGACAACAUAAAUAAGAAAAAUAUGCCUGCUUUAAGCUUAACUUAGUCUAUGAUUCGGAAAUCUAUAAAUACUUACUUGUUUGAAACCAAUUGAGGAAGUUUAAAGUUUUUAUAAACAAUUAUUUUUGCUACUCAAUGAAUGAAUGAUUAACUAUCUGCCCACAGAUCAAGCCCAAACUCCUAGAAGUUGUUGAUGCAAUGCUCGCAUCAGACAUUGCAAGACUGAUGCAGAUGAUUCCAGCAGAGGAGAUUGAGAUGUCUCACAAUGAGCAGGCCAAUGGAAAUAUUCACGGUGGUGCCUUCGAAGGCUACACUGAAAGUCCAUUUGGUGUAGGUCGUGGUGAGGGCGUAGAUGCGGGCCGUGGUGAACACGAGUGGGUGGUCGAGUCCAGCAAGUAUGAAUACGAUGACUCAUUUGCCAAGCUGAACCCCAUCAACGGUAAAAUCUCAGGCGCUGCGGCCAAGUCAGAGAUGGUCAAAUCAAAGUUGCCCAAUACAGUGCUUUCUAAAGUGUGGAAGUUAUCAGAUAUUGAUCGUGACGGGAUGCUUGAUGCAGAUGAAUGGGCCCUGGCUAACCAUCUUAUUAGGAUCAAGUUGGAAGGUCAUGACCUUCCCAACACUCUGCCAGAUCACCUGAUACCACCUUCAAAGAGGGAAGGUGUGGCAGCACUAGCUUCCUAAGCUAACAUUCAUUGACUGUCAUCAGGAUUCUCAAAAAUUGGUGAUGUUUUUAUUUCUAUUACUUGAAACAAGGAAUGAGCCUAUGGGAUUAGAGAGUAACUCAAAAAGGGUUCAAAUAAUACAAAUUGACCUUACAUAAAAUUGUGCCUAUUUAUAUACACUUUAUUUGUAUUGUGUAAAUCGGAAAGUAUUUGGUAAAAAAAAAAAUCAUAUUUUUAGAAUGUGAAAAACCAGGUUAAUUUAAAUACAUAUAUUAAUUUUUAUUUAGACGGGAUAAGAAUUGUGUAUUAAAACAGAAAUUUAGUUUUUGUUUUGUAUAGAUAUCUAUGUAUAGUCCAUUAUCUUUGACUCAUGUAAACAAUGGCUGUAUUAAAGGAAGCAUCAUCAGCAUUAUCUUCUGAGUUGUCAUUUCUGAAUUUGUAAAGAUUUUGAGUAUUUAGAAUAAAAAUAUUUUUUGUUUGCAGUAGAGCCUUGAUUACAUCUAGAUAUUAUUUGAAAAAUACUAAUUUCCAUUACGCUGUGGCAUGAUAGACCUUUAAAAUCAGUACAGGUAAACCAGCUUUUGGAAAUUUUUCAUGGAGGAAAGUAAACAGUAUUUAUUUUAUCAUUGUAGAGUCUAGAUUGCUGAAUAUUUUGAUAGCACUUUUGAUUAGAUUAUUUAUAUAGUGAUGUAAUCAAAGGAUGAAAAUGAGGCCCUACUGCUAUUAAUAUUAUAAAAUUUAAAACUCCAUUGUUUAAAAUUGUUUUAUUCAAAAUGAGUUGUACUUCAUAUUUCUCUGUAACAUAACCUAUUAAUGUUUAUCUCACUGUACAUGCAUAUUAUUGUUGUUUUUUUCCUCUUUCUUAUACAUAAUAUUUUUGUACUUUGCUUGUUGCAUUACAAACUCAGUUAUUUUAUUGUCAUAAUUUGGUUAGUUUAAUUCUUCAUCUUUAGUUUCAGUCAGUUUCUGAACCAUGAUUUAACACAAAAAAUAUUUUUUAAAUGGUCUAUUUCAAUGAUUGUUUUGUAUCACUGUAGUUAAGUUUCUUCCGAACCCAAGUCUACUUAAAAAAUACACAUAUAGCCAUGGGUUUUUCUUGUUUAUUUUCUAUUCCUACCAUUUAGCUCUAACAAUAAACUGAGGUCCAUUAAAAGGUGUUAAUGAGAAUUGUUUGUUACGUAUUUAUCAUAAUAAUAUAAAUCUCCGAAUCAUGCAAAAAUAUUUCAUUUUAAUGUAUCUAUUAUAUAUUCAAACAUAGCUAAACACACAUAAUAUAAAUCUAUUAUUUGUCCAAUGUAUAUAAAUUGCAAUAACAAAAAAAACUAACCAUGGGCUCUUAGAUAACCUUAAGUUUUAUUUUUUGUGUUGGGAAUUAAAAAAUAUGUUUGUUCAUAGUCACAUGCAGUUUCAGUGAUCUAUAUUGAGUGUCCUUUAAGGAAUAAAAAGUGAUUGCUUAUAAUUUGAAGUGAAUUUCAUUCUGUAACUCUUCAAAUUCACUGUUUUUUUAAAGUACCUAACAUAUUGUUAUAGAAGUAUGUUUGUUAAAUAUCCAGAUCCUGACAUAGCUACACAGCAAUAGUAUUAAGUUGAAAAUACAACACUGUUUCAUUUGGUGGGUCCAAAAAAAAGAAAGAAUAUGCAGAUGUGUCAAUUAAAUACAUUCUCUCCUCAUGAGAGGUCUCCCCCCCCCCCCCCCCCCCCCAACCUCCUCAGUAUCAUCCACAACUGACUUAAAUUAUUCAGUAUUAUGGACACUUGUAUUUGUAGCCAUAUAAACUCUUUGGUAGAAUUUUAAUUAAUUUAAUAAAUUUUACAAAUUAAUUUACCUUCUGUACUUGCUAUUAAAAAUGUUGAUGACCUGCUAGAAUCUUAGCUUCAUAGUUUAUGUAUUGAGAACAUCUCUUACGGCAGCUGUGGAGACCCUUUUAAUGCCUGCCUGUAACAUCAUUUUUUAUUUUAACUAACAAAAUUUUUUUAUCAGAAUAAGACUUGUCUGUGACACUUUCCCCUCCAUGUGCACAAUUAGAAUAGUCUACUUAGUAUCUUAAAACGCGAUAGGUUUGGUGUAAGAUUUCAUCUUCAUUUAACGUUACAAGUAUAACCACUCUGUAUUGAUGUCUUUGCUGACUUAUUAAAACAAAACAUGCUAACAAUGGUUCUAUUUUGGGGUUGCUCUGUAUUAAUGUUUCUCACGUGGUUUGUGUUUAUAAUUAACACUUUGUAGGUUUUGAACUAAAAUAAAAAUUAAUUAUUUCUGCUUUACUAUUUCUAAAUCUAUAAUUGCAACAUCUUUGUUACAAAUACUUGUACAUAUAAUUUUUAAAUAAUUUUGUCCACUAGAUGUAAAGGAGAAGGCUGCUAAAUAAACUGAUCCUUAUGAAAUGAAAGCUCAGUUAUGAUUUUCAGGGCUAUUGCAGUUCAAAUCACACUCUGGCUGGGAUGAAAUAAAAUAUUCUAGAUUUGGAAAAUUUUAGAACUUGUAAUGUCUUAGAAUCAACAAUAGAAUACAUCAUAAUACAUGAGCGAGGUUGUUAAAUUCAUAGACUUGAAAUUAACAUUGGACAAGACCGAAGUUAUCAAUGAUACUCAAUUAAAAUAUGUUGAUUUUUAUUGCUUCAAUAUUCACACAUCUCUGUUAGGAAUAGUCACUAUCACUUAUCUAAAUCUGAAAGAAUGCGAGAUUGUUUUAAUUUGUAGCCCUAAAUACGAGUUAUGUUUUGAAAAAUCACUGAUAUAAAAUGUAUAUACAUGUAUCAAUAUUUGUGAGAAAGUUCACAGAAGAUGCAUGUUCUGGUUCGAACUAGGCAUUAAGUGCCACAUUAUACAAACUUGUUUAUAGGUUGCUUAUACAAUUGUGUUGUUUUACAUAUUUAAAGGGUCUAUGAACUUUGGAAGUGAUAUAAACCAAUUCUUAUCAGUAAUAUUUUCUUUACACCACAUUUAUUUAGUAAUAGCUCAUAUAAAUUUUGAAUGUUUCCCCUACAUAACCUUUGGAAGUAAGUUAAAAAUUUGCUGGUAAAUUCCUAAAUCUAAGUUUAUUACUUUUUUUUGGAAAUAAUUUUCAAUGGAUCAUAUUCUCUGACAAACCAACUGAAGUGAGAGGUAUCGGUACGAAUAAUACUAAUAUAUUUUAUGAAUAUAGAAAUUAAGCAAAUAUCCGCAGUUAUGGAAUUUUUUGUUCUUUAUUUUUUCUUCUUCAAAUCCUUGAUCAUGGCAUGUCUUUAAUGACGUUGUACUGCUCACAAAAUGAACAUGAAGCAGUAGAUGUGCAAUAAUGCUUAUUUAAUAAACAUUUUUCUAUUUAUCCAUUACUUUACUGCUGUUUCUUUUAAAUCUGCAUGAAUAGGAAUUUGAUUUUUUGCAUUCACCAUGUUUCAUGUUUCGGAGAUUAAAACUAUAACCACUGUUUUCUAAAUUUUAUUGUUUUGUUAUUUACAUGUUUUGUCAAUUUAAUGUGUACUUGUAUAUUUUUUUUAGAUAUUCUUUACUUUUCAAUUGCUUGUGGCUUGGUUCUAUAUUUCAUCACUAUUUGUGGCAUCAAAAAGAGCUUUAAUGAUAUUUUAAAAUAGUCUUAUGACUGUAAAAGAGUAGGGACUGCCUAAGAACACAUUUAAUUAAAAAUUUUAAUUUAACCACCUCUAUUAUUGAGCACCACAAAACGAUUCUUAUACCUUGCUCUAAGGUAAGAAUGGCUGAACAACUAAGGCAAGAAUGCACUAAAUUAAACCCACUUCUUCAUUUUAACUUACUUUUAACCAGCUAAAAAUUACUUUUUGUGUAUUAUUUAAUGGAUUCCACAUUUAAAGCCAUAUGUAGAUAUGAACACCUUUGCUUUAUUUUAAAACUGCUAAUCACCAUAUAAGGCCUGAUCCUUGGUGCUAAUAUUGUGCUAAGCUUGCAUAUUGUUGCUGCACAGUAUUGCAUUUAGUGUGUAAAGAAUUGAAUUGCGAUUUUAUUUUUGAAAAGAAAUAAGAGAUAGUUUAUUAUACAAUAUUCUUGUGUUGUGAAUGAAAUUUUUUUAUUUAUUUCAUCCAAGUAUUGAUUUCUUAUAUUCUAUAACAAGACCUUUCCAAUUAGCAAAUCAAUAAUGGUACUGUACACAAAGUCAGAAAUGGACAUUUACUGAUGUUUGGAAAUAACUAUUGUUUGUUCUAUGUACCUUGACUUUGUACCUAUAUCUUUCACUCAUUCCUUGGUUUGGAAUUAUUUUUUACAGUUCCUAUAAGUUGGACAUUGCUCACACCACCCCCUUCACUUUAUGUAAAAAAAAAAAGAAAGUUUUUCAGCAUACAGCCUGAAUUUAUAUGUCACCAGCAUUAAAUAUAUUUAUCAGGCCACUUAAACAAAAUCAUGUAUAUUAAGAAUACUGAUAAAGUCUAUAAGUUUGCUAAUCAUUUUUAGGAAAUUUAAAUAUGAAACGGAUAUAGUAUAGUUGGGGAAAAACUGUGCCCAUAUGCUAAAUACGGUACUGUGAUCAUGGCACAAGGUUAAAUGUAAAACUUUGAAUGCUGAUUAUUCAAUAUUCCAUCCACUGCUAGGGAGCUACAGCCCAUGUAGGAUUUUGGUCUGCUUCACCACUUCCUUCCAGUCAGGCAAUCCAUCCCUGUGGCGGUACAGCCCAAGUAGGGCUUAUGGCCUGCCUCACCUCUUCUUUCCACUCAGACCAUCCAUACAUCACUGUGGCACUACAGCCCAUGAGGGGCUUUGGUCUGCCUCACCACUUCCUUCCACUUAGACCUAACUGAUAUUUUUCUUUGCCAUGCAUGGUUUCCCAUCUGGUGUAGAUUUUUUUCGACAUCACCCAUCCAUCUAAGCCUAGUUCUGCCUUUAAGCUGCUUUCCUCUGGUGCUUUGGUGGUGCACCCUCUUUACUCCUUUGUCAUUUGGCAUUCUUUCUAAGUCUCUCUAUUCCCCCAUCCCCCAGCUUAGCAUAUGAUCUAUACAAUUCAUGGUUGGUUCGUAUUCUCCUUCCAUAUUCAUCCUUUUUUGGUCCUUAUAUUUUCUGGAAACCUUUUCUCUCCUAUGUGUUUAAUAGGUUUUCUGCCGUUUACGUUAUGGUCCAAGCUUCUUAGAAUUCUUAAAUCUACCAUGCAUUAAUGAGAGGACAAGACAUAAAAUAUUAGUUUUUUAUAGUGUCUAUUAAUCUAAAUCUAGUUCAUAUUAAAUACAAUUUUGUUCUGGAUGUAAUUACAUGCUAAAUGUCAAAGAAGUUGUCAUUGAAAUGGGAUAUUUUUACUUUCAUUUCUAAUAAAAUAUUUACAGGAUAUAUAUAUUAUUUUAGUUUGGAUAUGAUUUUUUCUGGUGUCAGUAUGCUUUUUGAAUUUGUAGCAUUAUUUUAUUUCAGUUUUUUAAUUGGAAAUAAUAAUAUUAAUAAGGUUUUUCAAUGUUGGGCUAGACAAAUUAUGUUAAUGCUUAAGAAAAUUCAUAUAAUUCUUUUUAUUUGAUUUAUUCCUAGCUUUGAAUAACUAAAAUUUAUCAGAUUAAUACAAAUUUAUUAUGUAAUGUUUUCCAAAAUACCCAGAACCUUUUUUUUAAAAUUUUAUUGUGAGCUAAAUAAAAACAUAUUUUUGCCAACUAUGAAAGGGUUAAGUAAACCAGUUUUGUUUCAUUAGCAAUAUAAAUACUGUAGGCUCUGUUGAUUGCCGCGGUCCAAACAUUAAGAUAUUUCUCUUAUACUACAAUGCAUUUCUUUGAUCCCCCGAAAUUUAAUGAAGUUGCUAAGCUGUAAUACAGCUAUGCUAAGCUGUAAUACAGCUAGAUUGUCUUAGUUUUAUAAAAUAAAUUAUUAGUUUCUAUAAAAUAUGAAACAUUGAAUAUAAACUUGCAUUUCCUAUUUAAUUUCUUCCCUGACUUUGCGCCUGGCUAAAAAUAAAUUCUGGGAAAUAAUACCAACAAUCCAUCUGAUUAUCGCACGAUUAUGUCUAAGCAAUAAAAAUAAAAUCCACUUGUAUAGUAUUUUUUUAAAUUGAAGUUUCCAUUUUUUUAGCAUGUUUUAUUUUUAAAUCUCCAUACUUUUUCUUUUACACAAUUAUUGUGUGAACUAUAUGUUUUUAUUUGUAAAAAAGAUGACAUAAUAUAACUUACUAGCCACAUUCAUAAAGCUAAUUCUUUAAAAGAGGGAAAUUUUUAAAAAUUUUGAUACAAAUUUAUUUUAUUUUUUAAACUGAGUUGGCUAUAACAAGUUCUAUAAAAAGUCAGUUUCGUAAAAUAUUUAAAAAAAAAUUAAAUUCAUUACAAUUAUGAAUGGGACUCUCGACAAAAAAAAUCACUUUUGAAGUCUGAUUAAUCACUGCACUCAGUAAUUAUAGAAACAUGUAAAAGAUUUGAUUAAUUAAUUGUCUAUUGGUAAUUAAUAGAAUUUUCAUUUCAACUUUUUUUUUCAUAAACUACUUCCUACUUUAAUGAAUCUACUUUAAAUGUAGAAAUUUAGAAAAAAAUGUAGAAAACUGUUUGAUAAUAUUAUGAAACCGUCUCACUUCAAAGCACAACCAACUUGGGUGAUAGGUUUGAGAUUACUUGUUUUACCGUGAAUACAAAUACUCAUCUAUCUAAACUUAUUUAAAUAUUUACACGACUGUGUUAAUUAUUUAGAGUUUCUAAAAUGGAAUAUUUUUUUUAUUGUCAAGGUUCAUUAUUGCUCAUGAAGAUUUUUUUUUUAAAAAAGAUAAACCUUCUUUUUAGAAGUACUCCCUGCUAAAAAUGAUCUUGUAUUCUUCUGAAUCCCCAACGACAGAAGAAGUUUAUAAGUUAAGUGUGAACAUUUUGUGUUAGAAAUUGUUACUUUAAAAAUGUGUAACUGCUCAAAUAAACAAUAUAGCCAUGCAUGUACAUUUAUUUUCAUGUUAACUUACCAAAACGUUUGUUACGAGUUGCAUUAUCAGUAGCUUAACAGAAUGGACUCCCCUGAUAAUAAUGAUAUCAUUGAAACCACUGUCCUCUGCUUGCUUGUUAGCAGCCCGAAAAACUAUGCCAAAUUAUUUCGAUUUUUGUUUUUGCUUGUUUGACAUUUUGUUUGAUUAAUUUUAGCAUCUGUACAGUUUUGUCUAAUGCCCAGCUCUGCUGAGUGAAACCUACAAUGUACUAAUGCAAUUUCCCACUCUGCUGAGUGAAACCUACAAUGUAAUAAUGCACUCAUUAACAUGACCAAUAAUUAAACUGUAUUCAUUCACCACUGACUUUACUUUCGUAUCUUAUUUUACUUAACAAUAAAUGCAUUGUCAAAAUUGCAGGAACCUAUAGCAAUGUAAACCUUUAGAAAUCUGACUAAAUAUCUGUUAUGGAUAUUAAUACAUGUACAUCUCAGAACAUGUCGCCUGACUUUCUGCCCUGGCAUGUUUAUCAUGUCCAGUCUCAAUUGACUUAUGGGGGUCGUCCAAUCAGAAAAAGCAAAAAGAGUAGUUUAUAUUGAUUAUUUUAAUAUUCUUCUUAUUUAUUAUUCUUUUUGUGCAAGGUAUUUUUUGUAAACAUAGUCUAAUAUUAUUG
Molecule: messenger RNA, 13859 nt
Organism: Lymnaea stagnalis (great pond snail)
Lineage: Eukaryota; Metazoa; Mollusca; Gastropoda; Lymnaeidae
Source: the annotation of a GenBank genome assembly